This is a messenger RNA of Macroventuria anomochaeta, 1985 nucleotides long. Its product is annotated as acyl-CoA oxidase. Bases 63 to 1850 code for a protein of 595 amino acids. Lineage: Eukaryota; Fungi; Ascomycota; Dothideomycetes; Pleosporales; Didymellaceae. Gene Ontology annotation, biological process: lipid homeostasis; fatty acid beta-oxidation using acyl-CoA oxidase. Gene Ontology annotation, cellular component: peroxisome. The record is from RefSeq and is a predicted model, not a curated record. Gene Ontology annotation, molecular function: fatty acid binding; FAD binding; acyl-CoA oxidase activity. The transcript has 3 exons.
CAAGGGCAAAAGCAAUACAGAGGAUCAUUCGCAGGGAAGGCUGGGAUCACGCGGACUACAGUAUGGCGGAAUACCUGAACGACGAAAUGUCGCCGUACUUUUUGCAUAUGUCUAUGUUUGUUACCACCGUCCGCGAACAAGCUUCAGAGGAACAGCAAGCCUACUGGAUGCCUAAGAUCCUCAACUACGAUAUCAUUGGCUGCUAUGCGCAGACUGAACUCGGUCAUGGAAGCAAUGUGCGUGGACUGGAGACCACAGCGACAUGGGAUCCCAAGAGCAAAGAGUUUGAGAUUCACAGCCCCUACCUGACCGCAAGUAAAUGGUGGAACGGCUCCAUGGGUCGAACAGCCACACAUGCGAUCGUCAUCGCACAGUUACUUUUGCCGACCAAAGACAACCCGACCGCCUACACUUCCCACGGCCCGCAAACAUUCUUGCUGCAGAUUCGGGACGCAAAGACUCACCAACCGCUCCCAGGCAUAGCCGUAGGUGAUAUCGGCCCGAAAUAUGGCUAUGCGUCCAUGGACAACGGGUACAUGCUGUUUGAUCAUCACCGCGUCCCGAAAUCAGCAAUGUUAUCGCGUUACGCAGAGGUGUCUGACGAAGUCGGGACAUUCACACGGCGCGGUCAUCCGGCUGUUGUCUACGGAUCCCUGACCUUCGUUCGUGGGCAAAUCAUCAUGCAUGCACGUCUUGUGCUGGCGCGCGCCGUGACAGUUGCAGUGAGGUACUGCAGCAUUCGUCGCCAAUUCUCUGACCGCGACGCCAAGUCACAUGAUGCUCCCGAGAUGAAGGUCCUUGACUACCCAACAGUACAAAUUCGUAUUCUUCCCCUACUUGCCACGACUUUUGCCCUGCACUACACAGGAGAGUAUUUUUACAAACUGUACCACGAGUCUCGCUCAACAAUCGAGAAAGGCGACUUUGGGCCUUUGGCAGAACUUCACAGCAUCUCCUCGGGUCUGAAGUCACUAUGCACAACACUCGCAGCAGAUGGCAUCGAGACCUGCCGGCGAGCAAUGGGUGGCCACGGCUUUGGGGGUGGCAGCGGUCUCAUAGGGUUGAAUUCCGACUACCUCUCGAAGCCAACCGUAGAAGGAGACAACUGGAUGAUCACACAGCAGGUCGCAGCUUACCUGAUCAAGAUGAUGCAACACUGUGUAGAGAACCCCGACGCUCCUUCUAAGGACUCGACAGAUGAGCUUUUCAAGCACUAUCUGGAGAAUAAGGACCACAGGAUCCCAGAAUCGUAUCUCAAUACCAGUUCUGGAGGUAUUGAUGAUACGAGCAUCGUCUCAAUCUUCCAGUGGCGUGCUGCUGCUCUCAGCUACGCCGCUUACCAGCACCGCGUUGUGCAGAAGAAACCUUGGACAAAGAUGAUGAUCCAAUUACACGCCCUUUCUCGCGCGUACUCUGAGCAAAUCUUGGUAACCAAUUUUCACAAUGCGCUCACGUCUGCCGCGCAAACACCACUGUCAAGUCCUACUCCGGAAGUACUCAGGAUCUGCUUCCGUCUCUUCGCUCUACAUACAAUGGAGCAAUCUUCCACCUCUUUCAUUCUCACCACAUCCAUCUCACAUUCUUCCCUCUCUACGCUCCCCGACUACAUCCUGACCCUGAUGACGCAACUUCGCCCGCACGCUGUCAAGUUUGUGGAUACAUGGUCGAUACCUGAUUUCCUGCUUGACUCAGCAUUGGGCAGAUAUGACGGGAAAGUAUACGAGGAGUUGUUUGACAUGGCACAUCGCAAGAACCCGCUCAACAAGGUGUUGUUCAAUCCAGAUUACAGGAGUGAGGAGAUUGUGCUGGGGAGUGGAGAUGGUGGACGGUAUCUGCUUGCGAAAUUAUAGAAGAGGGAGGGCCUUACAACUUUGACAAAGCCAUGAUGUAUCACUCCUUAAUUGCUAUGAAGACCUUUCUUAGCAAUCCGAAAGCACUUCGUACGCUUAAAUACACGAAACUAUCAUAGCCAUAAAAGUUACCAC